AUGUCAAUCGUAAGUAUAAUAACCAUACCAGAAUUAAAUGGUGUUUACCAAGGAUUCGAUGUCAAUCAUGAUGGCACAGUGACAAAGCAGGAGUUUGUGAAUUUCUGGCAGUUACUUACACACCAGACCAAAGAGCAUUCAGAAGCAUAUUUUUACCUGGCAGAUCUCAAUGACGAUGGCAUUAUAAACUCUAAAGAUUUAGCACCACUGCAUCAUGUUUUUGAUCUUGAUGGGAAUGGUAAUGUGACUGCCAAAGAAUUUGGUGAAAAAUGGAUGGGUAUAAUAAGAGAAACGCCAUUUACGGUGUUAUUUGUGAGAUCUGACGUGGAUAAAAACAAUGUCCUCAAUAAGACAGAAUACAAUAACUUCUUCAUAUCAUUCGAUACAAAUCAUGAUAGUAAAGUGAGCAAAUCUGAGAUCGAGACGGCUUGGACAGCAAAUGGUUUUGCCGAUACUGUAAAAGACUCUGACAUUUUAUUCGAUAAGCUAGAUAACAACCACGAUGGAUUUUUAACCAGUCAAGACAUGAGCCAUUGGUUUAACGUUUACGACACUAACCAUGACAGCCACCUUGAUAUUAUAGAAACAGUUAAGAUGUACCUACUUCUCCCACCAAUAAAUCUACAAUAAUAUAAAGAUAGCAAUUCAGGUUGACGUUGCUGCUAACCAGUUGAUUGUUUCACCAACAACAAAAUAAAAUUGCACACAAAUAAACAUAAAGUGUUCUU
Mytilus californianus (California mussel) is the source of this 728-nucleotide messenger RNA. RefSeq lists its product as uncharacterized. Gene Ontology annotation, cellular component: endoplasmic reticulum. Gene Ontology annotation, molecular function: calcium ion binding. The coding region runs from base 1 to 630 and encodes 209 amino acids. The record is from RefSeq and is a predicted model, not a curated record. Lineage: Eukaryota; Metazoa; Mollusca; Bivalvia; Mytilida; Mytilidae. The transcript has 8 exons.